Molecule: messenger RNA, 732 nt
Organism: Pseudovirgaria hyperparasitica
Lineage: Eukaryota; Fungi; Ascomycota; Dothideomycetes; Acrospermales; Acrospermaceae
Exons: 2
Coding region: 276-575 (99 amino acids)
Source: RefSeq, a predicted model, not a curated record
UGACAAGAACCGAGUGCAGUGUUUGACCAACGGCAGCCACAUUUCAUCAACAUAGACGACAUAUUGGAAGACAUCAGGAAAUCUGCAGUGUCCACCGACGUCAAUCACGAAGAAGUGCGCGAUGUCAAGAUUUGUAUGAGAGCAAGAAGUCUAUAAGAAGCCGUCUCUUCCCACUCAGUACAGUUCUUCAUCCAGCAAUCAAAUAGUAUCUUCUAACCAGCACUUUCCAACACUAUCACUCUCGAGCCCCAAAGCCUCAAAAAUCAACCGCAAACAUGCAGUUCUCCAUCAUCGCCGCCUCCCUCUUCGCCUCUAUGGCCGCUGCUCUUCCAACCAACGAGCCAACCACCACUCCGACCCAGUGCUCCAACGGCGGCACUGUCUACUGCUGUACUCAGGACCCAGCCAAGAUCGCUCUCCUCGAUCUCAAGAUCCUGACCUGCACCGUGAACAAUGUCCUGGGCAACUGCAACAACCAGGUCUGCUGCGUCAAUGCUGGCUCUGGCUCCCAGACUUGCUCCACUACUAGCGGUGUCAAUAUUGCCAUCCCUGUCACCAUCGGACCCCUCAUCUAAGUUCGUGCACCGCUAUUGUUAUGGAGGGAUAGGAAGCAUGAACACGCAAUAACAGUCAACACAAACACUCAUUGUCAUCUUGGCGUUCCUGUUUGGAUUGGAUAGGUACCUCCUGUUUUAGUUUCGUCGAUACGGUAGUAGCCAAUUGGUAGUCCAA